Messenger RNA from Osmia bicornis bicornis, 1932 nucleotides. RefSeq lists its product as uncharacterized. Bases 561 to 1796 code for a protein of 411 amino acids. The record is from RefSeq and is a predicted model, not a curated record. NCBI's taxonomy places the organism in Eukaryota, Metazoa, Arthropoda, Insecta, Hymenoptera, Megachilidae. The transcript is spliced from 7 exons.
UAUAUAUGUAUGUGUAUCUUUCUACCUAAAUUGCUUUACAAGAAUUUAAUCAAAGUACCAAAAUGCUUUUACAUUAAUUAGUCGUUUCUCGUAGGAUUCUAGAAAUAAUCUGAUUAUUUAUCAUGUUUUUUCCUCAAGAUUGUACCAUUUUCAGCGUUACUAUCUCCUAGUACGUUCGCUGCAAACAUUGUAACAAGCUCUAUGUAUUCCAUGCUGUGUAUGCAUGUGUUCACGCGACUAACGACCGCUAGAAUACAAAGUGCAAUGUUUUCAUCCUCUGACCGGUAUCGUUGGAACCUGCACUGGAAUGGCAUCGUUCCGCUGCUGGAACACGCAGCCAUCACGCGGCAAUCGACUGAAGAUUAUUCAUGGAUUCGCGUACCGGCUUAAUCAGCCCUCUCAUAUACCUCUUCGUUUCAACUGACAUUUUAGUUAUUCCUUCCUUGGACAUUUGACAGUUCCGAUCUUCGAUCGUUGCCUCGUUACAGGCACAUUAGAGCAGCGGUACGGCAAAAGAUUUAAGUAUUCAACCAUAGGAAACGUAAACCUAGAAAAGCAGAAUGUCGUUAUCCGCGGCAAACGUAUCGAAGGAUAAAUCGAUUCAAGAGGAAAUUCGUUCCGAUUCGACGAUGGUUAGGAAACCAGUGAAGAUCGUAGGAGCGUCUCCUUCUCUGGAAAAUUACCGAACGAAAGAAUGCAACGAAUUAAAGAUAGAAAGGAAGGAUCCGAAAAAGGAUGAAGAAACUGAGAAACGUAAAAUAUCGCAACUGCAAAAUGAAAAUUUACUCAAAACUCAAAAGCAAGAUUCAAAACUCAAAAUCGUGGAGUCGAAAACUAUCGAAACGAAAAAAACGGAAGUUGUAGUUCCUAAAGUAUUGAGCAGUACUACCGCCACACAGACCUUUGUACCGGAAUUCAAAAUGAUUCCCAUUUCUAGUACAUCUGACACUGAGAAUCCUUCGAACGUGGCGGUACCUCGGAAAUCUCCACCUCUGUUAAUGCCGGUUUUUAACGAACGUCCUCUUGUUUUAACAUCACAUCUGGUGCCGUCGUUGCCAAUCAGCUUGUUCCAGGUGCUCGCUGAAGCGAUCGAAGUUGCCACUGAAAAACCUGUGGUAUUGUUGUAUGAGCCCAGAAGCGACAGACCUGUUGCAAAAGAUAUCGCCGAUAUCGCUAUUUUACCAGCAAGUGGAGAAUGGGAAGAUGGUGAACUUUUACCUGUUAGUUUUUGUUUCAAACAUCAUUUGAAUAAAGAUAAUUCGCCGUGCGUCUAUGCUGACGUCAUUGUAGCUACGGAUCGUGCACCACACGUCAAAGAUAUCACGGAUCUUCGUGGUCACAGAUGCUCUUUGCCUGAUCGAAAAAAAAGAAUUGGGGUAGCAGCGUUAUUAUUUAAUUUUUUGUAUACUAGAGGCGAAAGCCCAGCCUUUUUUGGAAACACUCUCGACGCUGAAACGCAUAUUGCAACCCUACAAAUGGUUGCAGGGAGACAAGCAGAAAUUGGAAUCCUCGAAUCUCCUGUUAUUAAAUGUCAUAAAAAUACCCUACCAGGAAUUAACUCGCUUCAUAUUUUAACUAGCUUGGGUCCUUUACCUCCUUAUCGAAUCAUGGUUAGAAAGACACUUUCAGACGUCCUGAUAAAAAAAGUCACAACUUAUUUGUUAAAUAUAAGUCAAGAUAAAGAAUGGGUAGACAAGUUUGCUCCUUUCGGUGUUACAAGUUUCAUGAAAAAUUCCGAAGAAUUAUACGAUUUCACUGAUGUAAAAUCUGCCGUUACAAGCGUACCAUACUACUAAAGAUUACAUUCCUUUUUUACUCAAUUAUUUAUAGUCAUAUAUCCAUAUAUAAAUUACCUAUUAUUUUUACACUUGAUUUUACUUUUUACUUUUUAUGUGAUAAAAGUUUAAUAAAUACAAGUUACAUUUUCUCAUA